AUGCCGGUGUGCAGCGAGUUACUGGCCCAUGGCGUGUGCCAUACGGACCUCUGCACGGCCUCUCAUAUUCUUGAUUUCUUCUGUUCAUCGUGUAAUAUCAUCUGUGACUCAGAGCGCACAUUUAAAUCACACUUGGGUGGUCGCAAGCAUCGCGCCGCUACCAAAACGCCGACGCUUAGCAAUUGCCUGCACUCUCAAGGAAGCGCCCAUCAACGUCGUCUCUCCCAACUCGAUGUUACUCCCGACCCUUGGUAUACGGUAACAGAAGCAGAAGCUCCGAUCAACUCGAUUAGAUGUGAUACUUGCAAUCAGAAUAUUCCACGAACAGUCUGGGCCUCACACAUCUCUAAAGACAGCCACAUUCGGCGCUCAAGAGUGGCUAACUUUCAGUCAGUUUUGCGGGAGACUGAGAAGGACAAACAUGGCGUGGAGGUCUCCUAUGGCGUUGGAACCAAUUCUACCGACGGAGGCGCUGAAGUAGAUUUCGGAACCAUCGAUCCCAACAACGCACAAGAGAUCAAGAAGGUUGUUACUCUUCGGCUAAACACUCCAGCAGACAUAACCUUGAACUCAACCAGGCUAGCAUCCUCAGCAGGACGCUCUUCCCGGGUUUCUCCUCAGUUUCAUGUCACUGAAAUGGAUCCUAUUGCUUUGCCACUAAAGCGACUCGUUUCUUUACCUCUUUACUUCCGAUCCCUAGGACAUCGGGGUUACUUUGCUGAUCGACUGGAGCUCACUUUCCAUGACAAAUCCCUCCGCAAAUCCUUCACUAUUACACGUCCACUUCGAGCAACAGUUGGAAAUGUUACAGAUCUUGAACAACUCCGUCCAUCGGCUCCAUAUGUACGGCCUCCCCCAAAACCUCGAAGGGAUCGAGAAGAGAAGUUGGUCGAUGGGAUUAAGCCUUCGAGUCAACGUAUCGAAUGGGUUGUGGAACUGCCCAAGGCCAUUAUGCCUUUUCAUUGCGAUCAUUUUGGAAAGUCGUACUGGAGUAGACGCCAAGCUGACCAGAGUCAAACAGUUGCCUGGAAUGCACGGGGAUUUGAUAGGCGCGGCCCGCCGUCAUACAGUCGCUUCUGGGAGACUUUGCUCUAUAUUGAAGAACAUCAGGCAGAAAUCGACCUAGAGCGAUACGAUCAAGAAAACGUGGAAUUGUCUAGACAUAACUCGUAUUUCUUUUUAAAGGUCCCUGGGCUCGCUGAGAAACGUCCUUCAGUGCUGGUAGGGGACUCUAUCAAGGUUCGACCGCAUAAACCCUCAGAGGCCGACAAUAAGACAUGGUAUAUCGGCUACGUCCACAUUGUACGCAAAGACGAGGUCGGGCUUCGUUUUGCCCAUCGCUUUGUACCUCCUCUCGGAACUCGCUUCGAUGUCCGAUUCUGCCUUAAUAGGAUUCCGGUCUUGCGCAUGCACCAGGCACUCGCAACAGCGUUUGCUGAGCCAAGAGCCUUGUUUCCUACUAUCGUUCACGAAAAGCCCCAUUUGACGAGGAGACAUGUGCGAACUGUGAAUCCACUUGUGGACCAAAACCCCCCUCAACUCCUGGCGGUUAAGUCUAUUCUGAGUCUCCCUCCCGGUAGCCCCCCAUUUAUUAUAUUCGGACCGCCAGGAACGGGAAAGACGGUUACUGCUGUUGAAAGUAUGCUUCAGCUGCUCCUUGCUAAUCGCACCAUUAGAGUUCUCGCAACAGCUCCAAGUAACUCCGCAGCCGAUUUGAUUGCUCGCAAACUCUUGGAGAGUGGUAAACUCCACCAAGGUGAUUUGCUCAGGCUCAAUGCGCUUUCUCGCACCCCGGAUCCAGAUAGCAUACAUUCACAAGUACUAGCAAGCUCUUAUGUCCGAGACGGGAGUUUUAGAUUUCCCGGAGUCAAUAGGCUUCUAUUAGCCGACGAAGAGUAUAACCAGUAUCGCAAGCAUGGUCAGAAUGCUGUCAAGCCCUUGAAAGAUUACCGAGUUGUUGUAGCUACGUGCGUUACCGCGUCCGUUCCAUAUCAACUAGGUAUUCCUCGAGGUCAUUUUGACUGGAUUUUUGUGGACGAAGCUGGGCAGGCGUGUGAGCCUGAAGCGAUGAUCUCGGUCAAGACUCUCGCUGGUUCUGAAACAAACAUCGUUCUUAGUGGUGAUGUGGCCUCGACAACUCGGGCCAGUAAUAAGAUCCCCAAUCUCACUUCAAUUGGGUCUUGGACUCAGUUAUCUCGAAAGACUGAUGAACAUGGACAUGUACAACCCGUCUUCCAUGCGCGGAAGGACAGUUGUGAAGCUUUCAAAGAAUUGGCGCAACCAUCCUGCGAUCUGAGGUACUCGAACGAAAGGUUUUACGAUAACGAACUCGAGAGCUGCGCCUCUGCGAGCGUCACUAACAGCCUGCUCGCCUGGUCAGAGCUUGGUCGCACCGGAUUCCCCAUCAUUUUUGAGAAUAUUGCGGGUCAGGACUUACGCGAGGCAUCUUCCCCGUCCUGGUAUAACCCCAUGGAAGUCUCCCGAGUCAAGGACUAUGUCAGGAUGCUGCGUGAUUUACGUCGCCCCCAUAUUAGCACGACAGAUAUUGGGGUUAUUACCCCUUAUAACCAGCAAGUUCAACAUAUCCGUAGAAUCCUACGCGGAAGCAACGGAGAAGGAAUAAAAGUUGGCAGCGUAGAGGAAUUCCAGGGACAAGAACGCAAAGUCAUCAUUGUUUCAACUGUUCGGAGCAGCGCUAACGAAGUUGAAUUCGACUUGCGACACACUCUCGGCUUCGUUGCCAAUGACAGGAGGUUCAACGUCACCAUAACUCGUGCUCAAGCACUGUUGAUCAUUGUCGGAGAUGCAUCUGUCCUUGGCCUCGACCCGUUGUGGCGCUCUUUCCUCUCGUACAUUCACCAGGAGGGUGGCUGGAAGGGCAGCCCGAUUCCAUGGGAAGGGAACGAAGCGGGUAACGCAUACAGUGCCGGUCAAAGGUCCGCUGCAGCACUGGAUGAUUUGACAUUGCUUAUCGAACGCACACGUACAAUGAAUUUGAGCCUUGGGGGCGGGCCAGCUGGAAACGCGGAUGAUGUGGACGUUCAGGAAGGGAACGUUGACCGCCCAUGGCGCGAGGACGAGUAA
Molecule: messenger RNA, 3084 nt
Organism: Rhizoctonia solani
Lineage: Eukaryota; Fungi; Basidiomycota; Agaricomycetes; Cantharellales; Ceratobasidiaceae
Product: helicase domain-containing protein
Exons: 12
Coding region: 1-3084 (1027 amino acids)
Molecular function (GO): helicase activity
Source: RefSeq, a predicted model, not a curated record